GUUUACUGCACAAUAUUGUGGGGAACUCCCUACAAAGCUUGUAGGGCUUUGACUUCAAAACUCUAGGUCAGUAGAUAUAUAUGAGCAGUUAGUUGUUGUGUCAAGUUCUUCUAUAACAUAAGAUAAAAGAUGUGGAUAUUGCUUGGUAUCCUGAGCCUGUUGGCCAUGGUUAACGGACAGGAGGGUGGGCAGUGCUCACCCACCCCACGAAACCUGGAGAUCUUAUACCGAGAAGAAUGCAUUAAGCUGUUAUUGAGAAACACUACUUGUGAAUUUGUUUGGACGAGAUUUACUGAUGCAUUCGCUGGGAUGGACCCCAGCCAAGUAACUCCACAGAGCUACUUUCCCUAUUUUCAGUAUUUUGGAACAUCCAAUAGUUCCGAUACCUCCUUGUUCUGGACUCAAACACCAGAAUUGGUUGAGAUGCUGAGUUGCAUGUGCGCCUCUGGUGCCAACAUCGUGUCCUCGGCUAACGAACCUUCCACUGCGAUCAUUAAUAACAUUGAGAGAAGAGUCAGUGAGGUGGUGAGGUGGUGUGGGACCACCAGCGGCAACAGUACAGAUGGUAUAGAGUACAACAUGUCCUGCCCGUGCAGUGUUGCCUUCGAUUUCUUCGAGCAAUUUUCAGUCUUGUUUGCAAGAGCUGCACAAGGAGUCAUCUUCUUCCUCGGCUAUGGAGAGAAGGUGAAUGGAACGUUCUCUGAGAGCUCUUUUUUUGCGAAGUAUGAGAUUCCCAAUCUGAAUGCAACGGUGGUGACUCGUGUUGUCGUCAUUGUAGUUCACAGGAG
Molecule: messenger RNA, 788 nt
Organism: Halichondria panicea
Lineage: Eukaryota; Metazoa; Porifera; Demospongiae; Suberitida; Halichondriidae
Product: ADP-ribosyl cyclase/cyclic ADP-ribose hydrolase 2-like
Biological process (GO): positive regulation of B cell proliferation
Cellular component (GO): plasma membrane
Molecular function (GO): NAD+ nucleosidase activity; phosphorus-oxygen lyase activity
Source: RefSeq, a predicted model, not a curated record